Molecule: messenger RNA, 213 nt
Organism: Trichoderma harzianum CBS 226.95
Lineage: Eukaryota; Fungi; Ascomycota; Sordariomycetes; Hypocreales; Hypocreaceae
Exons: 1
Coding region: 1-213 (70 amino acids)
Source: RefSeq, a predicted model, not a curated record
AUGACUCCCGUACUGCAGUACGAGUACUUGCUUGUACUUGGCCGUGGCAUUGUCGUCCCUCUCCUCCUUUGCUGCUCACACAUGCAUCCGCAUAUUGCGUCGCCAGAUUACCAUGCGUUUUGCGUCAUGCGGCAGAGACAGAUGACCGCUUCCUUGAUACGCAUGCCCUCACUCUCGUUUCCUCUCGCCGCACCCUUGAUGGAAUGUCAUUAA